CCCACCUUUUCCCCUCUCUUCAGCUCUCUCUCUCUCUUUUGUAAGAGAUGGAGACGCUCCUCUUCUCCUAUCUCUGAUCAUUUCUACGCUUUUCCUCACUUUUUCUCUCCGAGAAUGGGUUGUUUUCUUCGAUGCUUCGGUGGUGACAAGCCUCAGAAACGCCGCAAACAUCGGGCCAGCCCUCACCGCCAUAGAAACAGAACACAAAAUGAUCAGCUGGAGAACAAAAUCACUGCACAACGGUCUGUGGCAGAAACUAACCCUGCUAACUUGCUCUUGGAGGUUUUGGAGUUGGGGAAUAAACCUGAGGUGGUGGAGCGAGGGAGCCCGAUCCCAAGCCCCAAGAAGAGUCCGAGCGCGAGUCCAAGGAAAAGAGUUACAUUUAACUCAAAUGUCAAGACAUACGAGCAUGUUCGAGUCCAUGACAGCAUCGAGUCCUUGCCAGGGGGUGUGGCUGAGGGAGAGAAGCAGGAAGACUUGAAAUCACCAAGUCAUUCACAGGCACUAUCUAAAGAGGAUGAUUCUGUCACAUCAAGUGUUGCAUCUUAUCCUCCAAAUCAUAGGUAUCAUAAUGCCAGAGAAAGUGAUGAUGAAGCUGAAGAGUAUGGUGAUAGCGAUUUGGAGGAUUUGGAUGAUGAAGAUGACAAUGGAGAUGAUUACUACUCCGAUGAAGAUACGAAUACUAGAGUUCCUGGCCAUCAAGUGUGGUCUGAACCUGUUGUAACUGCAUCAAUGGAGUCGAGGACAGGAAGCUCUUCACCUCCAGCCACGGUGCAAGUAGAGAGUGUGAUGGUGAAUACUCAGCUGCCUGACGACGAGGAAGCCAAAGAAUUAGGAUCAAGAACCAAUGCCAGAGAUAGAAGCGAUUAUAUCAAUUCAGUGCUCAACCCUGUUGAGAAUAUUACUCAAUGGAAGGCUGCAAAGUCAAAAGGGACAGUUGUAGUGAAGCCACAGAAGGAGAACUUUGAGGCUCCUCGCAUGUCGUUUAGCUCAGAGCCCAUAUUCGGGCAGGCGCCCUCUAGUUUCAAGGCAAAGUCUCAUCAAUCAAAAAAUGCAAAUCAAGACACAUUGGUUGAUGCAAGUCUUUCAAAUUGGAUAGGUACUCCUGAAGUUGCAACCUCCAAGAAGACCAGUUUUAGUGGCUUCGAGACAAUCACUAAAUCCCCACAGACGACCACAUCAGAAGGCUGCUGCACUUCUCCGAUGAGCUUUGAAGAUAGGCCAAUAUUAGGCGCAUUGACAGUUGAAGAGCUGAGGCAAAUCUCAGCAUCACCGUCCCCAAGGAAGUCUCCUAAUCGAAGCCCUGAUGAGAUGCCCAUUAUAGGGAGUGUUGGUACCCACUGGAAUAGCUCGGGUUCAGCACAGCAUUCUGGUGCAGCACCAUCUUUUAAAGGCAUACCAAACACAACCAGCAAGUACAGAGAGGAUAAGAAAGUUAAUUGGCACUCCACUCCUUUCGAAACGAGAUUGGAUAGAGCUCUCAACAGAGGUGCUGCAUGACGGCAUGAGCUUAAUUUUUAUGGAAGCGAAUCAAGUGUUUAGACCUUUUUCGGUUUGUUUCUCACGUCUGAGAAGUUAGUUUUCUGCUUGUGAAUGAAUUCCUGUAGUGUUGUGAAUGCAUACUUAGUUGAUUUUUUCUUCCAUGAAUUCGAGGUUGUAAUAUUGCAUAUGUGAAAUGGAUUGAUUGGUUUGUUUUCGGAGGCA
Salvia hispanica is the source of this 1704-nucleotide messenger RNA. RefSeq lists its product as uncharacterized. Gene Ontology annotation, biological process: male meiosis II. Lineage: Eukaryota; Viridiplantae; Streptophyta; Magnoliopsida; Lamiales; Lamiaceae. The record is from RefSeq and is a predicted model, not a curated record.